AUGGACGAUAAAAUGCGAGCUUCAAGAAGACAAACAAGCCGGAGUACGAGCAGGACUACUGGUAGAAGCCUAAGCAGGGCAAGUUGGAAUGUGGAUGAUGUCUUUUCCGGCUCCACGAAUAGGCGGAGCAUUCGAGCCGAGGAAGAUGAAGAAGCUCUACGAUGGGCUGCUCUAGAGAAGUUACCAACCUACGACAGAUUACGGAAAACUGUCCUAAAAUCCUUCGAAGAAACUGCCAAUCAAAACAAUAAGGUUGUGCACAAGGAGGUUGAUGUAAGAAAACUUGACAUGAACGAUCGACAAGAAUUCAUCGAUAGGCUUUUCAAGGUGGCUGAAGAAGAUAAUGAAAAGUUCUUGAGAAAGUUUAGGAAUAGAGUUGACAGAGUUGGGAUUACCCUUCCUACAGUAGAAGUGAGAUAUGAUCACUUGACCGUCGAGGCAGAUUGCUUAGUAGGCGACAGAGCUCUACCGACACUGCCAAACGCUGCUCGUAACAUUGCUGAGACAGCAUUAAGUUGUUUCGGCAUCAGAUUGGCUGAAAAAACGAAACUCACAAUAUUAAAAGAUGUUUCUGGUAUCAUAAAACCAUCUAGGAUGACACUUCUGUUAGGGCCACCUUCGUCCGGGAAAACAACCCUUUUGUUAGCUUUGGCAGGAAAGUUAGAUCCGACCCUAAAGACAAGGGGAGAAAUCACAUACAAUGGACAUCAACUCAAUGAAUUUGUACCACAGAAGACAUCAGCGUACAUAAGCCAAAAUGAUGUUCAUGUAGGAGAAAUGACAGUCAAAGAAACUCUAGACUUCUCUGCUAGGUGUCAAGGGGUUGGAUCUCGAUAUGAACUUUUAACUGAACUGGCAAGAAGAGAAAGGGAUGCUGGUAUCUUUCCAGAGGCAGAGGUUGAUCUUUUUAUGAAGGCAACUGCAAUGGAAGGAGUAGAGAGCAGUCUCAUUACAGACUAUACUCUCAGGAUAUUGGGACUUGAUGUGUGUCAAGACACUAUUGUUGGAGAUGAAAUGAUUCGAGGAAUUUCAGGAGGACAAAAGAAGCGUGUGACAACUGGGGAGAUGAUUGUUGGGCCAACCAAAACACUGUUUAUGGACGAAAUAUCAACGGGCCUAGAUAGCUCCACAACAUUUCAGAUAGUAAAGUGCUUGCAACAAGUUGUACACCUAACCGAAGCAACCAUCUUGAUGUCCCUCCUCCAGCCAGCUCCAGAGACGUUUGAACUCUUUGAUGAUAUCAUCCUCUUAUCGGAAGGCCAGAUUGUCUAUCAAGGCCCACGAGAGCACAUCCUCGAGUUCUUCGAGAGCUGUGGAUUUACGUGUCCAGAGAGAAAGGGAACUGCCGAUUUUCUGCAAGAGGUGACAUCAAGAAAAGAUCAGGAGCAAUACUGGAUAGACAGAAGCAAACCAUACAAAUACAUUCCAGUUAGCGAAUUUGCAAACAGAUUCAAACGUUUCCAUGUGGGUCUACGGCUUGAAAAUGAACUAUCACUCCCUUUUGACAAGAGCCGAAGUCACAAAGCAGCUCUAGUGUUUAAAAGGUACUCAGUCCCAAAAAGAGAACUUCUCAAAGCCAACUUCGACAAGGAAUGGCUGUUGAUCAAAAGAAAUUCUUUCGUCUAUGUAUUCAAGACUAUCCAAAUCAUCAUUGUGGCAAUCAUCACAUCUACUGUCUUUUUGAGAACUAAAUUACACACUAGGGAUGAAAAUGAUGGUGCUGUCUACAUAGGUGCACUAUUGUUUAGCAUGGUAUGCAAUACAUUCAAUGGUUUUGCAGAGCUCUCUCUCGCCAUACAGAGACUUCCCGUCUUCUACAAGCAGAGGGAUCUUCAUUUCCAUCCACCUUGGACUUUCACUUUGCCAACGUUUCUACUAAAAUUACCUAUAUCCGUAUUAGAGACUAUUGUGUGGAUGGUCAUAACAUACUACACCAUUGGAUUUGCCCCCGAAGCUAGCAGGUUCUUCAAGCAACUAUUAUUGAUAUUUGUGAUCCAGCAAAUGGCAGGGGGAAUGUUUAGGCUCAUUGCAGCAAUAUGCAGGACCAUGAUUAUCUCAAACACUGGUGGUGCUCUUACCCUUCUGCUCGUGUUCCUUUUGGGUGGUUUCAUCCUUCCAAGAGAAAAAAUUCCUGUCUGGUGGAGGUGGGGAUACUGGGUUUCACCUCUGAGCUAUGGUUACAAUGCGAUUGCAGUAAAUGAGAUGUUUGCUCCAAGAUGGAUGAACAAAAUGGCACAAGACAACGUGACAAGAGUGGGUGCGGCAGUGUUGACCAACUUUGAUAUCUUCCCUGAAAGAAACUGGUACUGGAUAGGCGUAGGUGCCCUCAUUGGGUUCACAAUUCUCUUCAACGUUCUUUACACCUUUGCCCUCAUGUACCUUAACCCUCUUGGAAAGCCACAAGCUAUCAUAUCCAAAGAGAUGGCAAGGGAUAUGGAAACUGGCCAUGAAGAAACAAAUGAAGCACCAAGGCUUAGAACGACAAUGUCAAAGAAAGAAUCUCUUCCUCGAUCCUUAUCUGCUGCUGAUGGAAAUAACACAAGAGAAAUGGCAAUGCAAUGGAUGAGCAACAAUUCCAAUGCCAAUGGACUAUAUAGAAAUCAAGACUCAAACCUUGAGGCUGCAUUAGGCGUUACUCCAAAGAGAGGGAUGGUUCUGCCAUUCACACCUCUGGCUAUGUCAUUUGACACUGUAAAUUACUUUGUCGACAUGCCUCCUGAAAUGAAAGAACAAGGAGUGACAGAAGAUAAACUCCAAUUACUUCGUGAAGUAACUGGUGCAUUUAGGCCAGGAGUUCUGACUGCAUUGAUGGGAGUAAGUGGAGCAGGAAAAACCACGCUAAUGGAUGUUCUAGCCGGACGAAAGACUGGUGGUUACAUUGAAGGUGACAUUAGAAUAUCUGGAUUUCCAAAGAUACAAGAAACCUUUGCUAGAAUUUCGGGAUAUUGUGAACAAAACGAUAUCCACUCACCUCAAGUAACCAUUCGUGAAUCAUUGAUUUAUUCUGCCUUUCUUCGGCUGCCUAAAGAAGUUAGCAAGGAAGAAAAGAUGGCUUUUGUGGAUGAAGUGAUGGAUCUGGUUGAACUAGACAAUCUCAAAGAUGCCAUCGUGGGGAUCCCAGGAGUUACUGGAUUGUCAACAGAACAGAGAAAGAGAUUGACCAUUGCAGUUGAACUAGUUGCUAACCCUUCAAUCAUAUUCAUGGACGAACCAACUUCUGGCUUAGAUGCACGAGCAGCGGCAAUUGUCAUGAGGACUGUGAGAAACACUGUGGACACAGGUAGAACUGUGGUUUGCACAAUUCAUCAGCCUAGCAUCGAUAUAUUUGAAGCUUUUGAUGAGCUGCUUCUCAUGAAAAGAGGAGGACAAGUGAUAUAUGCUGGACCAUUAGGCCAGCAUUCACAAAAAAUAAUUGAAUAUUUUGAGGCAAUUUCAGGAGUCCCAAGGAUUAAAGAGAAAUAUAAUCCUGCUACAUGGAUGCUCGAAGUGAGCUCAGUGGCUACAGAAGCGAGACUUUCGAUGGAUUUUGCUGAACACUACAAAUCAUCAACCUUAUAUCAGCGAAACAAGGUUCUAGUGAAAGAUUUGAGUACACCCCCUCCGGGGGCAAAAGACCUAUAUUUUCCUACACAGUACUCUCAAGCCACAUGGGGUCAAUUCAAGUCCUGCCUCUGGAAGCAAUGGUGGACUUACUGGAGAAGUCCUGAUUAUAAUCUAGUCAGAUACUUCUUCACUCUGGCUUGUGCACUCAUGGUUGGGACAAUUUUCUGGAGGGUCGGCAAAAAAAGGGAAAGCAGUGCAGAUCUUUUGACUAUCAUCGGGGCCAUGUAUACUUCUGUGUUGUUUGUUGGCAUCAAUAACUGCUCAACAGUACAGCCGGUAGUAGCCAUCGAAAGAACUGUAUUCUAUAGGGAAAGAUCUGCAGGAAUGUACUCAGCAUUGCCAUAUGCCAUUGCACAGGUCAUUGUAGAAAUACCUUAUGUACUUGUUCAGACUACAUAUUAUACUCUUAUAGUGUACGCCAUGGUGAGCUUUCAGUGGACAGCAGCUAAAUUCUUUUGGUUCUUCUUCGUGAACUUCUUUUCCUUUCUCUACUUCACAUACUACGGAAUGAUGACUGUCUCCAUCACGCCAAACCACCAAGUGGCAGCAAUCUUUGCAGCAGCAUUUUAUGCACUUUUCAAUCUAUUCUCUGGUUUCUUUAUCCCCAGACCGAGCAUUCCCAAGUGGUGGGUAUGGUACUACUGGAUUUGCCCAGUGGCAUGGACAGUGUACGGACUUAUUAUAGGCCAGUAUGGCGAUGUGGAGGAGACCAUUGACGUGCCUGGGAUGUCCUUCGACCCUAUGAUUAAAAACUAUAUUCAAGAUCACUUUGGUUAUGAUCCCAACUUUAAAGGACCAGUUGCGGCAGUUUUGGUUGGUUUCACAGUCUUCUUUGCAUUCUUGUAUGCCUAUUGCAUCAAGAAACUGAACUUCCAAAUGAGGAUAGAGUAUCUUUCCUUCUUCAUCCCCCAAUUCAUAAGGUCAUACUUCUCUAAUAGGGUAAGGAAUCAUCCAAGAAAGGAACUUGAAAAAGAGGAACAGGAUCAGAUAAUGUAUCAAGGGAGGGUGAAUUGUUGUCUUGCAAAUUGUUCUGCGAUACUUCAGGAAAGGAUUCAGCGUCAGAACAUGAAGUAUUAG
Fraxinus pennsylvanica is the source of this 4680-nucleotide messenger RNA. NCBI's taxonomy places the organism in Eukaryota, Viridiplantae, Streptophyta, Magnoliopsida, Lamiales, Oleaceae. The record is from the annotation of a GenBank genome assembly.